CCUCCAGGAUGGCAGCAAUGGUGAUAGUAUGGUACUUACCAUACGGUCCAAGGGUACAAGCAAAGAGAAAGCUGCCAAGGAGCACGAAAGGUGACUUGAGCGGAAAAGAGAACUCUCCCAGCUAUCGCCAAUCGAGAUGCUGCAGCGCCUCGAUGAGACCGUUACGUCUCGGCUGGAUGGACUACUCGCGCUCGACUAUUUCAGGUUGUUUGAAGAGUCCCUUCCUUUCCUAGGAUUGGUCGUCGCACGCUUCGGCGAGGGAAGUAAAUACCAAGCACAACUUGGACCCAGUGAAGAUGGAACGAUGGAACACCUUGAUCGCUUGCCAGUUGUCCUGGGCCGAGACUUGGAGGAGUACGCGGGCACUGCAAAAGAGACGGAAAUUCUGGAGAACGUGCUCGAUGGCUACAAGAGGUUCUUGAUGAAAAAGGAGACUAUUCUGGAGCUUGCGGCGUCCGCAAACCACCUUGGUCCUGCAGAGCGUCCCGCAACGGAGGGCCAGAUGAGUCCUACGCCGAAGGACACUGAGCCGGCGACUUUCUUUUCCCCUUGGCGUUGCCGUCCUUAUGCAGCGGCCCACUUCUAGAUACUCUCACGCAUGUCGCAAUGUAAUACGAUUGGUUGGGCGCCACGCCGACGUGUGUCUCCGUUUAGCUCAGAGCUUACCCACAAGGCAAGCGAGUAUUUGAGUGCUUAAGCGUUCCCGGCGGGCUACAGUUCUCCAAGC
Chaetomium strumarium is the source of this 727-nucleotide messenger RNA. RefSeq lists its product as uncharacterized. NCBI's taxonomy places the organism in Eukaryota, Fungi, Ascomycota, Sordariomycetes, Sordariales, Chaetomiaceae. The coding region runs from base 137 to 586 and encodes 149 amino acids. The transcript has 2 exons. The record is from RefSeq and is a predicted model, not a curated record.